UAAGUAUUUACAGCUGUUCUUUGAACAACUCAACAGUAAUUUGUAGCUUCUUCCAAGGGGAAAUAGUUGUAUUCUGCUCUUUAAGUAGAAGAGAAUAAGCAUUCCUGUCUACUAUGGCUGAUUUAACAGGAGCCGAUAUAGAAAACAUUAAUGAGGUAUGGAGCAAAAUAUAUGCGAAUCCAGAAGAAUCGGGGAGAACAGUUGUUAUCAGCCUAUUUUUGACAUAUCCCCAGACAAAAAUAUAUUUCAAGAAUUUGAAAAAUAUUUCCACACUGCAAGAGAUGCAAGACAAUGCUGGAAUUCGGGCUCAUGGAAAGAGAGUUAUGGGAGCCUUAAACCAUGUUAUUGAGAACUUAAAGGACUGGGACGCUGUGUGCAGUGCUUUAUCUCACUUAGCAAAAAGGCAUCAAGAUGUUCACAAGGUUGAAGUUAACAACUUUGAGUUGCUGUUUCUGGUUAUAAUAAGUGUCUUCAAAGAAGCCCUUGGAUCAGGAUUUACUCCGGAGCAAAGUAAAUCUUGGGAGAAACUUUUCUCUAUAACCUACAAGUACUUAGAGAGCUGUUACGCCAACACAGAUUCCUAAUAAACUUUGUGCAAAUAAAAUAUCUCAAAAUGAAACAAACUAAACAAAAGAAACACAUAUUUUACACAACUAUGUUAAAUGCAGGAUCUCUUUUUUUCUCCUGACUAAUUAAAAACUAGAUGAUAUGAA
Molecule: messenger RNA, 713 nt
Organism: Xenopus tropicalis (tropical clawed frog)
Lineage: Eukaryota; Metazoa; Chordata; Amphibia; Anura; Pipidae
Gene: gby
Product: globin Y
Exons: 3
Coding region: 114-584 (156 amino acids)
Biological process (GO): removal of superoxide radicals; oxygen transport
Molecular function (GO): iron ion binding; superoxide dismutase activity; oxygen binding
Source: RefSeq, a predicted model, not a curated record